Echinostoma caproni is the source of this 561-nucleotide messenger RNA. The record is from the annotation of a GenBank genome assembly. Lineage: Eukaryota; Metazoa; Platyhelminthes; Trematoda; Plagiorchiida; Echinostomatidae.
AUGAUGAAAUAUCCCAGUUGUUCUCUAAUCUCAUUCCUAGCGUCUGUGCCCAGUUACCGCCCAAAUUACCCCGCUUCAUUGCCAAUAUAUGGCAACCANGGGUCCCUCCCGUAUCGUCUAACCCGAUCCGCAGUCGGUUGGAUUUAUCCCGGUUGGUCCGCGGCAGAAUGCAAAACACCCACACCGGACAGUUUCCAACCUCGAUAUCUGGUCUUUCCAUUGGAUGGAUCUGAUGAUCCCGCCGACGGGAAGUACGAGGUUCCCAUCCAACCCGGAUGCGAGUGUUUCGCUUGUACCCAUCACAGUCGAGGUUACGUGUCUCACAUGCAUAUCGCAAAAGAGAUGCUCGGACCGAUGCUACUAAUGAUCCACAACUCACAUCAAUGUUAUCGAUUUUUCCGUGACUUACGCGAAUGUCUGUUGACGGAUAAAAUAGACCAAUUUAUUGAGUUUACCGGCUUAUGGAAUUUUCCGGUCAAUCUUCUGGCUUUGGAUAAAACCUUCGAGUCCAAGACUACGAAUAGCGCUUCAGUCGAUGAUGUAUUGCCUGUGGUUUACUAA